AUGAACUGCAUUGGGCAACUGUUUGGACAGGUUGCCACGAAUAAUUCACCUCAAUACCACUCAGUCAUACCACGCAAUAAUCUUACAUCUACUCAAAAGAAUGAUAUAUUCAAAUCUCUGGCGAAAUACGAAUCCCAAUAUAAUGCCAAUGAAUCUAUGAUCAAGCAAAGUUACACAUGGACAUACGGAACUUAUCAUACGGUUUAUAAAGGCAAUACAGUUCAUCGAACACGCAAUGCAGCUGAGUAUGCAGUUAAUUUAUUCGACAGUGGUAAUGUUACAAUGGAGAAGCGCGGAUUUGACGUCCUACGCAAACUUCUGUCCUUACAAGACACCAAUUCAAGNGGCCUUUUCGGCUAA
This is a messenger RNA of Adineta ricciae, 360 nucleotides long. NCBI's taxonomy places the organism in Eukaryota, Metazoa, Rotifera, Eurotatoria, Adinetida, Adinetidae. The record is from the annotation of a GenBank genome assembly.